Molecule: messenger RNA, 4182 nt
Organism: Heteronotia binoei (common prickly gecko)
Lineage: Eukaryota; Metazoa; Chordata; Lepidosauria; Squamata; Gekkonidae
Product: NEDD4-binding protein 2-like 2
Exons: 11
Coding region: 175-3897 (1240 amino acids)
Biological process (GO): negative regulation of transcription by RNA polymerase II
Cellular component (GO): nucleus
Molecular function (GO): transcription corepressor activity
Source: RefSeq, a predicted model, not a curated record
CUACAAGUUCCACAUUACAUCGGGUGCUGGUGUACGCGUAGUGUGGCAAAGGAGAGCCAUUUUGAAGGGGGGAGGGCUGGGAUUGUUGUGGUUUGUUGUACCGCAGCCUGGGAUCCCCAAUGUGUCCGCUUGACUAGAGGCCUCUUGGGCGGCGAGUGGCUUCUUUCCCUUGAGAUGCUUCCUGUGGAAAGUAAGUCAAGAUGUCUUGAAAGUCAGGAUGGAUCAGCAGUUGAACCAUGUUCUAAAAAAAUGAAAUCAACAGAAGAGCCUUAUGGCAAAUCCUAUGAUGGAUUGCAAAGCCUAUAUGAAGAAGUACACAUUAAAAAAACCCAUAGUGGGUUUAUACCUCUGUCCCUCUCUGAUGAUGAGGAUGGAAUACAUGAAACUACGGGAGACCGGGUCCCACCUAAAAAAGUGUUCCUUGGUAUAAAGCCAGUGACGUAUAAGCCUUCAAAGGCAACAAAUAAUGAAAUUACAGGAAAUAAGUACACUUUCUCUGGUAAUAAUACUGUAGAAGUUAAUAGAGCAAAUAAUGAAUCACUGCAAGAACCCAAGACUGAAAGAGUUGAUGAAGUUUAUAGCACAAGCAAAGCGUUCAUUGGACCCAUAUAUAAAAUUGAAGUUGUUCAGCAAUCCAAGGAAAAGAAAAACUACACCAACAGAAACCACCAAAAAGUGCCAAAAAUGCAUGGUGAUAGUUUUAAGAAAGAAAUGAUAUCCAAACGGAGUUUAUCCUGUGAUAUACCAAAAAUAGAAGAUGAAUUAUCCCAGUUCUAUAGUGAAAUUCAUCAGCUUGAAAGUGAUGAAAAUACCUUGGAUAAAGCUGAAAGAGACUUUCAUAAGCAGCCUGUGGAAUAUAACAAAUGGAAUCAAAUAGAGUAUGUCAGCUCUCAAGACCUAUCCUACAGUAAAACAGGUUCUAGUCGUGACGAUGGUCCAUGUUUUUACAGUGAACCCAGUGAUCAUAGAACAUGCACUGAACAGAAUCCCUACAAUGGGCAGAUGGGCCAUAGAACUGGCAAUGGACAGUCUUUUAAUAAUGAUAGAAAUGCAUGGGAAGCUGAAAAACCAUGUAAUAAACAAGCAGAUUCUAGAUUCUGGAAUGAUUCUAUUCCCUUUAAGCCUGGCUGGCAACAGGCACCUCCAUUUAUAGUACCUUAUGGCCCACCACCUCCCCAGUUCAUCCCUAAUUUUAAUUUUCAGGAGCUUGUUUCGUCAUCGCAUCAUUCAAAUUUCAGUUCUUCAAAUGUAGGUCCAUUUGAAAACACCCACAUUAACACAAGCUGUUCACCAGCGAAUAAAAAUAGUGACUGUUCUAGUAAUUCUAGUACUCCAAGUAUACAGACCAUUCAAAAUGGAUACAGUGCCCGUGAAGGGUAUAUAGGUAAUGGUUUCUGUGAAACUGGAACAUGUUGGAAAAAUGCUCAACAAACUGAAAGGUCAAGUAGUGUUUCUCAGCAAAUCCUGGAGGGCAGCUUAUAUGAGUCACAAAAGCAACUUUUGAUCCUGAGAGGCCUUCCAGGCUCAGGGAAGACAACAUUGUCUCGCAUUCUGCUUGGUCAGAGUCGUGAUGGCAUUGUGUUCAGCACCGAUGAUUACUUUUGUCAGCAAGAUGGAUGGUCAUAUAAUGUUGGUCAGCUUGGUGCUGCUCAUGACUGGAACCAAAAGAGAGCAAAGCAAGCAAUGGAUCAAGGAAGAUCUCCAAUUAUAAUAGACAACACUAAUACGCAAGCAUGGGAAAUGAAGCCUUAUGUGGAAGCGGCUCUAGGAAAAUUCUAUAGAGUGGAAUUCCAUGAACCAGACACAUGGUGGAAGUUUGACCCUGAAGAAUUAGAAAAGAGGAACAAGCAUGGGGUCAGUCGUGAGAAGAUUAUUCAAAUGCUGGAAAGAUAUGAAUAUCAAAUAUCUAUACCCAUUGUUAUGAAUUCAGUGCUACCUUUUCAUAAAACUUCACAAAGGCCUCCUCCACAAAGAAGACAGAGGGAAACAGUUGUAAAGAAGAAACACAAACUGCACAAGAUGAAACAGAGAAGGAAACGAAAGAGGAACGGGAAAAUGAGGGGUGCUGCUGUUAAAGUAGUGGAGAAGAAAACUGACCAUCAAACUCCUAGUGAUAAGGACUGGUCACAGAGUGGAGAGGAGGAUUUGGAAGACAAUAGGGAAUCUGCAUGUAUUGAUGGGUAUCUGAAGGAGUUUAUAACAGAUGGUGAAGUUGAUUCUACCAAUGAAAGCAGUCUGAAACAUUCUGAGUUGCAAAAAGGAAGCUUCUGUGUUUCGAGUAUGGUGAAUCAAAUCACUUCAGACAAGUCACUACAAAUUGAUGUUCUUUUAAGAGAUGAAUGUCCAUCUUCCACAAGUUUGCCGUUUGUUCCAAACAAAAAUAUAACUGAACUAUUGUCCAGUGAUUAUUUGCCAGAUGGAAUCCAUAAUGAAAACUUGGUGGAAACCAAGAACAGUAUUUUGGAGUAUAAAAAUGCUCUCCCCAAAUCAGUCUACACCAAUGCAGAAAAUAGUCCUAUUUUAUCCAGUAUAGAAGACAAAGCUCUACCUACCAAAACUAUUUCUGAACUGGGCCCAGUGAGCAAGCUGUUAGGUAACAAGAAGGAAGUAUCUGUUUUUCAUCAGCAUGAGACAUCAAAUAAGACCGAAAGAAACACCUGGGCUUUCUUUUCUGUUGACUUGGUUGAUGAACAGCCCCGUGCUAGCUCUGACAAAAAUGAAUCAUGUUUGACUUGGCCUGAGUGUUCUUCUAAUGUCAUAUAUGAGCAAAGGCCAAGGAAAGCAAGGAAGCUCAAACAGGUCUUUUCAGAGAGGACAACAGAAUUCAGCGAUAACAAAUCUAACAAAGAGCUGGAGAAUGGAGGUGAUGGGGCAGUAUUAAACAAAGGAGAUAACAGAAUAGAUUGUUCUCUGCUAUUACCUCUCUCUGAGAUGCCAGGCAUUGAAGCUAGUAAUUUCCCCAUAGAAUCUAUAACUAAAGACAAUGAUCCCAGUGGUGUGAUUUUGUUAGCAUCACCCCCAGGAAAAGGAAGAUGUAGAAGGAUCUUCAACUUGGCUCCAAACUUUGAUUUGCCCAGGCAGAUUCCAGAUAGGAAUGAUGAGAAAGUGCUAAAUGAUGCAGAUGUAUUUAUAGAUCAAGAGAAAGUUUCAGGUGACAAUAUUAGAGGUGAGGAUAAGCAAAGUCUUGGAUGCCAUGGAUCUCCAGUGCCUUCUAGUUAUGCUGUAGUAGUAGACUCUUUUUGUCCUGAUGUAGAAUCUCCAGUGUGUAACUUGGUUCCAACCAAAUUGACAGAAUUUAUGGAGUCUUCAAAGAAUAUAGUUGCUUCUCCAAUUCAGAUAUGUACUUCUGCUUCUUUACACAAAGAUGGGCAAGCCGUUACUCCUGAUAAAACUCUGGAAAUUAAUAACGAUAGAAAGGAGAAAAUGCCACGUGAUAUUUCAACCACUCAACCAGAUAUUUUAUCUUCAGUUAAAGAAGCUACUGAGAGUCUUACAAAUCCUGUUGCUGAACAGUGUAAAAAUACGCACCAAAUCAAUAAACUUGGAGCAACAAAAUGUUCCCAAAUUGGAGAUGAUCAAGGUCUUUUAAGCACUAAAUCCAGUUUUCUGAAGCUUCCUUUAUCACUAGGGUUUGCACUUCAACUAGUAAAGCUGUUUGGUUCUCCAGCUGUUCCAUUAGAUACUUUGCUACCAGAUGAUUAUGUUGUUCCCCUUGACUGGACAAUAUCAAAGGAGAUCUAUUUACGGUGGAAAGCUUCUGUGGAGGAAAAACAGAGAAAGAAUCGAUCCAAAGGAUAUGAUGCCUUGCCUGCUGAUGCAGCUGCCCUGGAAGAUUCAAAGGAGGUUGAUGAUCAAGAAUCCUCUGAUGCAAAUCCACAAAUGCACUUGUUCCAGUAGACUUGGAAAAACAUCAUCGCUCUGACGAACUGUUUUCCUGAUAUGAUAUUCAAGCAACAAAAGUGGUUCAUCUGAACUUUUGUCUAAAAAUAAACAGCAUUUUGUGCAGAAAGAACUUGCUCAAUUUAGGCUUCACCAUGGAUCAGAACAGCCAGCUGUGUUACAGUGUUGGUGAGAAGCGCAUAAUGCAAAAUUUGUUGAAUGAUCAACAACCAUAGUUUUUGCCUUCCAUCCAUGUAAGCCUGUUGAGUUUUUGUUUGAAAUAAAACCAACAUUUAAAGAGCA